GCAUGAGGACAUCCUGCACCUUUCCCUCCACUGUCUAAAGUCGACACACACACACACACACACAAAAGAGUCGCCAUCAGCCACCAUGCCUGCAGACUUCAGUGGGAAAUGGAUACUGGAAACCAGUGAUCAAUUUGAGGAGUAUUUGAAAGUGUUGGAUAUUGACUUUGCUACAAGGAAAAUUGCCAUCUCCCUGUCUCAGACUAAAGUGGUAGUCCAAGAUGGAGACAAGUUUGACUUCAAAACGCUGAGCACCUUCAGGAAUUAUGACCUCGCCUUUACUGUAGGGCUCGAGUUCGACGAGUACACCAAGGGACUAGACAACAGAAACAUCAAGUGUCUGGUGACCUGGGAGGGAGACAAGCUGGUGUGCACUCAGAAAGGAGAGAAGGCCAACCGUGGCUGGAAGCACUGGAUCGUGGGAGACAAACUCUACCUGGAGCUGACGUGUGGAGAUGUAGUUUGUCUUCAGGUGUUCAAGAGAAAAUAAUAAAGGAUGAAUAGCUGUUUUUGUUUUCAUUUGCUCGGUUAACAAGGUCUUUGUUUGCUCCUCAAUAACAUGUUUUCCCAAACGUAUGAACAAAAUGAAUAAAGAUGCUUUUCAGACAUA
Molecule: messenger RNA, 610 nt
Organism: Sebastes umbrosus (honeycomb rockfish)
Lineage: Eukaryota; Metazoa; Chordata; Actinopteri; Perciformes; Sebastidae
Gene: rbp2b
Product: retinol binding protein 2b, cellular
Exons: 4
Coding region: 86-490 (134 amino acids)
Biological process (GO): fatty acid transport
Cellular component (GO): cytosol; nucleus
Molecular function (GO): fatty acid binding
Source: RefSeq, a predicted model, not a curated record